GCUUAUUCUCGCCUCUCAGGUGAGACGCGGUGUAUUUCGAACACCUUACAUCACGUCUCACAGUCCGGAGAAGGCAGCAGAAUCAUUUGAAACAUGGAGAUCCGCAUCAUUAUGCUGGAUGGGACUUCCCACAGCAUAAAUGUGAACCCGGAGGACUCCGUCGGUUCUCUGAAGAAGACGAUCCAGACCAGACUGGGAUACCUCCCUGUCAGGCAGAAGCUGGUGAUCAGUAACGGCCAGAGGACUCCUCUAAGCGACGACUCCCGGUCUCUGAGGGACUACGGUCUGCAGUCCGGCUCCCAGGUGUCUCUGCUGGUCACUCAGCCCGCCAACAUCCAGGUGUUCCUCCGCAACGAGAAGGGAAAGUUGAGCACCUACGACAUCACACCUGAGGAGACUGUGGCUGACUUCAAGACCAGAGUGCAGCACAGAGAGGGAGUUCCUGUGAGCCAGCAGAGACUCAUCCACCAGGGCCGGGAGAUGAUGACCGGGACUCUGGCGGACUACAGCGUCGGGGAGCACAGCACCAUCGACAUGACUAUGCGUCUGAGAGGAGGCUGAGGACACUGACACGGUUAUUAGUGGUGAACAUGCUUUUAUUUAAUGCCAGUUAAAGUAGAUGUUUAUCUUUUGGUGUUUUAAUUUGGAAAAUCAAUAAAUCAUUAAAAUAAUACAGCAUGUUUAAAAUCCCUAUUAACUGUGCACAAUUUAAAAUAAAUAAAGUCUUUAGACUUUCCAGA
Messenger RNA from Amphiprion ocellaris (clown anemonefish), 740 nucleotides. RefSeq names its product ISG15 ubiquitin like modifier (gene isg15). Gene Ontology annotation, cellular component: cytosol; nucleoplasm. The record is from RefSeq and is a predicted model, not a curated record. The coding region runs from base 94 to 561 and encodes 155 amino acids. Gene Ontology annotation, biological process: proteasome-mediated ubiquitin-dependent protein catabolic process. The transcript is spliced from 2 exons. NCBI's taxonomy places the organism in Eukaryota, Metazoa, Chordata, Actinopteri, Pomacentridae. Gene Ontology annotation, molecular function: proteasome binding; polyubiquitin modification-dependent protein binding; ubiquitin binding.